UGGAGGUUGUUGUGGUGGGUUCGAGCGAGGAGCUGCUGCUGCUGAGGCGGCGGCUGCGGCGCUGAGGUGGUGGCGGCGCUGCCGGCCCCGGGCCGCUCGGCCUCUAGGCUCGCUUCCCAGCCUCGCCUGAGCCCGCCGGGGCCCGCGCCGGCCAGCGCCUGCCCUAUGAGUGUGUCACUGGUUGUCAUCCGACUGGAGCUCGCAGAACACUCGCCCGUCCCCGCUGGCUUCGGCUUCAGCGCUGCGGCAGGGGAAAUGUCUGAUGAGGAGAUCAAAAAGAAGACACUAGCGUCAGCUGUAGCCUGUUUAGAGGGGAAGUCACCAGGGGAGAAAGCAGCCAUCAUACAUCAGCAUCUUGGCCGUCGAGAAAUGACAGAUAUGAUCAUUGAAACCAUGAAGUCCAACCCAGAUGAGCUGAAAGCUACACUGGAAGAAAGGAAGUCUUCAGAAGCAUCCCCCACUGCACAGAGAAGUGAAGAUCAAAGUAAAGAAUGCGUAAACGCUGCUCCCGAUUCUCCAUCCAAACAACUUCCAGAACAGAUUUCCUUCUUCAGUGGGAAUCCAUCAGUUGAAAUAGUUCAUGGUAUUAUGCAUCUAUAUAAGACAAAUAAGAUGACCUCCUUAAAAGAAGAUGUGAGGCGCAGUGCCAUGCUGUGUAUUCUCACAGUGCCUGCUACAAUGACCAGUCAUGACCUUAUGAAGUUUGUCGCCCCAUUUAAUGAAGUAAUUGAACAAAUGAAAAUCAUCAGAGACUCUACUCCAAAUCAAUAUAUGGUGCUGAUAAAGUUUAGUGCACAGGCUGAUGCAGAUAGUUUUUAUAUGGCAUGCAAUGGCCGCCAGUUCAACUCAAUAGAAGACGAUGUUUGCCAGCUGGUCUAUGUGGAAAGGGCUGAAGUACUGAAAUCUGAAGAUGGUGCCAGCCUCCCCGUGAUGGACCUGACUGAGCUCCCCAAGUGCACAGUGUGUCUGGAGCGCAUGGACGAGUCUGUGAACGGCAUCCUCACCACCCUAUGUAACCACAGCUUCCACAGCCAGUGUCUGCAGCGCUGGGACGACACGACAUGCCCUGUGUGCCGGUACUGUCAAACGCCAGAGCCAGUAGAAGAAAACAAGUGUUUCGAGUGUGGUGUUCAGGAAAACCUUUGGAUUUGUUUAAUUUGUGGCCACAUAGGAUGUGGACGAUAUGUAAGUCGACAUGCUUAUAAACACUUUGAGGAAACCCAGCACACGUAUGCCAUGCAGCUCACCAACCAUCGAGUCUGGGACUAUGCUGGAGAUAAUUAUGUCCAUCGACUGGUUGCAAGUAAAACAGAUGGAAAAAUAGUACAGUAUGAAUGUGAGGGUGAUACCUGCCAGGAAGAGAAAAUAGAUGCCUUACAGUUAGAGUAUUCAUAUUUGCUAACAAGCCAGCUGGAAUCUCAGCGAAUCUACUGGGAAAACAAGAUAGUUCGGAUAGAGAAGGACACAGCGGAGGAAAUUAACAACAUGAAGACCAAAUUUAAAGAAACAAUUGAAAAAUGUGAUAAUCUGGAGCACAGACUAAAUGAUCUCCUAAAAGAAAAGCAGUCUGUGGAAAGAAAGUGCACUCAGCUAAACACAAAAGUGGCCAAACUUACCACGGAGCUCAAAGAGGAGCAGGAAAUGAACAAGUGUUUACGAGCCAACCAAGUCCUCCUGCAGAACAAGCUGAAGGAGGAGGAGAGGGUGUUGAAGGAGACCUGUGACCAGAAGGACCUGCAGAUCACCGAGAUCCAGGAGCAGCUGCGCGACGUCAUGUUCUACCUGGAGACACAGCAGAAGAUCAGCCACCUGCCCGCCGAGACGCGGCAGGAGAUCCAGGAGGGCCAGAUCAACAUCGCUGUGGCCUCGGCCUCCAGCGGCCCCUCUUCAGGGGGCAGUGGGAAGCUACCCUCCCGGAAGAGUCGCAGCAAGAGGGGCAAGUGACAUUUCGAGAAACAGCUGUCCCUGAGACUGUCUUCCCUGGCACAGUGAGAGUGUGCGGGGGCCUUCAGCUAAAUGGGAGGCUGGAUGGACCCUAAAUAAGUACCAGUGAAGGUCAGGCCGCCGUUGUCCGGAUCUUUCAUUGCUAGCGUGUGGUGUAAUGUAGCGGGUUGAUGACUACAUUUGGAAUGAUGGCUAUGUGAGGGGAACGGGUGGUGUUUGCAAAGGUGGCUGCUUUUUCAACCGUAAUAGUUCACUAACCUCAGACAUUCUGAUGACCAUUUUGCCUUCCUACUUGAUAGAUGCCCCAACUCUGCUGUACAUUUUUCCGUUGUAUUUAUCAAAUCGGUGUAUUUGGUGUUCAGUUCUGGGGUCGGUUUAAGACGUCACAUUUUUUUGUCACCUCGAAGGUAAUGUUACCUCGCACUAAAGCACCCAACCUCCCUGAGGGCACGGCAGCUGCUUUAAAGAGGUUUGCAUUGACUGCGGAGGACUCAUGGAAAUUCUCUAGCAUUAAAGAGAGGUUUCAUUGACUGCGGAGGACUCAUGGAGAUUCUCUAGCAUCGGUUUCCUAUCACUGUCAUCUGUCCCUGCCUCUGGAGAAUUGAAGAAUUGGUUCAAUGUUAUAUGAAAAGAGGCUGGGCCUGUAAACCAGGCACCACUGGCUUGUCACCAGCAGCCAUCUCUUCUUGCUGUAGGGCUAGCCAGGAAAAACAAACAGCCCAAGGCCGACUGAGUAGACCUAGUUUAGGAAAAAUGAUGAUGUUUCCACUUUGUUUAUUUUUGAUGACUCCACACCUCAUUAUGAACCUCAAAUAAGUAGGAGGCUUAAUGGUUGCUCCCAGACUCUAAUCUCAGAGUGGAUUUCCUAGCAUCUAGCAAGAAUAAGCAGGCAGAUUUAUCAUCCAUGUGAAAAUGUAGUGUGAGGCCUCUGACUAGCUGAUUGUGUAUUUUGCUGGGAUCGCUGUUUUCUGAAUGUUUACAAAAGAUUGGGCUGCAUGUUCAGGUUGCGGCUAGAGGGAGCUUGGGCAGAUUUUCAAUUAUGCUUUCAAGAUAUCACCAAAAGCUGCUCCUAAAUCUGAAAAUUAGAAUUUUAACAGAGCCCCCUUUAAAACAGUCAUGUAAUGCUUGUUGUGGGCCAACAGAGGGGCUGUGUACUUUGUCUAGCAACAGGAGCUCAAAUAAUUCAUAACGUGCAGUAACUGAGCAAAAUUAAAGUAAGACCUGUGUUGGAAUUUAGCUUCCAAAAGAGAUAGCUGGAUAGGUGAACAAGACAUACUGUUAAAUGAUGGGUUUUGUUUUCUGUUUUAUAAUUAGCCAAAGUUUUCAUAUUAUCACAUUUCAGAAUUUUUUUUUAGCCUACGGUUAGGCCGCAUCCUCUUUGACCUCAGUGUCAUAGAUGUUAGUCGUUAGCGCACCAGGUCUGUCGCCGAUCAUCCAUUUUGUGGGAUGUGCUGCAGCAUGUCCCAAGAACCUUGCCUGUAACUUUGCAAAUGAAUGUCCGCAGACAUUCUCAGUUUUUCCUUAGGGCGGACCGACCCUGUCAUCCCCCCUUGGACUUACGUAUACAGUUGUCUAAAGCGAGCGUUGGGGGGAAAGCAUACCCUGGUUCUCUCUCCUAUAGAGAUUCUAUUUUAUUUAAAAUCUAUUUUUACACUAGUUAGAAUCCUGCUUUUUUGGCCAAGUAUUUGUCUUGCAUUUCUGACCUUGCAGAAGCUGGAGUGGAUUGUGGCAUACUAAUGAAGAGAAUUAGAAGUAGUUUACAAAGCUUGCUGCUCCUCAUUUCUCUAUGAUCACCUCCAUCAAGCAGCCCUACCACCAGCUGGGAGAACAGAGAUUUUCGUACAGGGGAAUAAGUGGUCUGAAAGGCUGUGCCCAGAGGAAUGAGCAAGUAGGCAAAUGUUUCAAACUACUUGAAGGUUUAAAAAAAAAUCUUAUCAAGAUAUGUAAAGAAAAUGAUUUUAAAAAAAGGUCAAAGAGUCCUGUUUGAAUUUGACAAAAUUACAUAAGAUAGAAGCUGUUAGUGUUUUCUUCAGGAUGGAAAAGAACCACUUAACAUAGCCAUCCUACCUUGAACAAUGAAAUUGCAUUAAAAUAACCAAACUUUGAAAUGA
Molecule: messenger RNA, 4055 nt
Organism: Equus quagga
Lineage: Eukaryota; Metazoa; Chordata; Mammalia; Perissodactyla; Equidae
Gene: BRAP
Product: BRCA1 associated protein
Exons: 12
Coding region: 166-1944 (592 amino acids)
Biological process (GO): protein ubiquitination; Ras protein signal transduction
Cellular component (GO): cytoplasm
Molecular function (GO): ubiquitin protein ligase activity; nucleic acid binding; zinc ion binding
Source: RefSeq, a predicted model, not a curated record